AUGCCCAAAAAUAAAGGUAAGGGAGGUAAGAAUCGGCGGCGUGGAAAGAAUGAGAACGAAUCCGAGAAAAGAGAAUUGGUGUUUAAAGAGGACGGACAGGAAUAUGCACAGGUGCUGAAAAUGUUGGGGAAUGGACGUCUGGAGGCAUUGUGCUUCGACGGCUCUAAGCGGCUCUGCCACAUCCGAGGAAAGCUCCGGAAAAAGGUGUGGAUAAACGCGUCGGAUAUUAUCCUGGUCGGGCUGAGAGAUUACCAGGACAACAAGGCCGACGUUAUCCUCAAGUACAACGCGGACGAAGCGCGCAGCCUGAAGGCGUACGGCGAGCUGCCGGAACACGCCAAAAUCAACGAGACAGACACUUUCGGUAACGGUGAUGAGGACGAGAUCCUGUUUGACGACAUUGGAGACGACGAUGAAGAUAUUGAUGAACACGGGAUGCUAGGUUUAAUUAGAGCUAGCAAGGUGAUGAGUGAACAGACCGGAAGUCCUCCUCCAUCCCUCCCUCCCUUUCUCCUCUACUCUCCUCACAUCCUCCUCCUCAUCACUCUUCCAUCCUGA
Messenger RNA from Nerophis lumbriciformis (worm pipefish), 558 nucleotides. The record is from RefSeq and is a predicted model, not a curated record. Lineage: Eukaryota; Metazoa; Chordata; Actinopteri; Syngnathiformes; Syngnathidae.